This is a messenger RNA of Dujonia railenensis, 3267 nucleotides long. Lineage: Eukaryota; Fungi; Ascomycota; Pichiomycetes; Serinales; Debaryomycetaceae. The record is from the annotation of a GenBank genome assembly.
AUGCAAUUAAGUAGGCUCUUGUACCGAAAAUUUCCUAUAUCGAGAGCUAUAUAUACAUACAAUCGCUGUGCCAUAUUUACUUUUGAAAGACAGUACACAAAUAUGAGUCAAGAAGAGCAAAAGGCUGCUGCUACUGUUGCUGCUUCUGCGCCAGCUGAAGGCGGUGAGCCAGUUGAAAAGACUGCUAAACAACUUGAAAACGAGAGAAAGAAGGCUGAAAAAUUGGCCAAGUUUAACGCAAAGAAGGCUAAGCAAGCCGAAAAGAAGACAACUUCCGAGCCAAAGAAGCCAAAGAAGGAGAAGAAGGUUGCUGAAACUGUUCCAGAAUUUACUGACGAGACUAAACCUGGUGACAAGAAGAUUUUAGUUUCCUUAGAAGAACAUCCUGCUUUCAAGGCAUAUGUUCCUAAGAAUGUAGAAAGUUCCUGGUACAGCUGGUGGGAAAAGGAAGGUGUCUUUGAACCUGAGUUCACAGCCGAAGGUGAAGUGAAACCUGAAGGCUUGUUUACUAUUCCAGCUCCACCUCCGAAUGUUACGGGUUCUCUCCACAUUGGACAUGCCUUAACUAUCGCCAUUCAAGAUUCAUUGAUCAGAUACAACAGAAUGAAGGGUAAGACCACUUUGUUUUUGCCAGGUUUCGAUCACGCUGGAAUUGCUACCCAAUCCGUUGUUGAAAAGCAAUUAUGGCUAAAGGAAAAGAAGACCAGACAUGACUAUGGCCGUGAAAAAUUCAUAGAAAAAGUCUGGGAAUGGAAAGAAGACUACCAUUCAAGAAUCAAGAACCAAAUUAAGAAGUUGGGUGCCUCAUACGAUUGGUCUAGAGAAGCUUUCACUUUGCUGCCUGAAUUAUCUGAAUCUGUCACAGAGGCAUUUGUGAAAUUACAUGAAGAUGGUACUAUCUACAGAGCUUCAAGAUUGAUUAACUGGUGUGUUAAAUUGAACACCGCACUUUCUAACUUGGAAGUUGACAAUAAGAACAUUCCUGGUAAGACUUUGUUAUCUGUACCAGGUUACGAUAAUAAGAUUGAAUUCGGAGUUCUUACGUCCUACUCUUAUCAAGUUGAGGGUUCUGAUGAAAAGAUCACCGUUGCCACCACAAGACCUGAGACUCUUUUUGGUGAUACUGGUAUCGCAGUACACCCUGAAGAUCCUAGAUACAAGCACUUACAUGGUAAGUUUGUUUUACAUCCAUUCUUGGAUCGUAAGAUCCCUAUUGUCUGUGAUUCUGAAGCUGUAGACAUGGAAUUCGGUACCGGUGCUGUCAAGAUUACACCAGCCCAUGACUUAAAUGAUUACAAUACUGGUAAGAGACAUGAUUUGGAAUUCAUAAACAUUUUCACGGAUGAUGGUUUAUUAAACGAAAACUGUGGAAAAGAAUGGCAAGGUAUCAAGAGAUUUGACGCCAGAACAAAGGUUAUUGAGCAAUUGAAGGCCAAGGGAUUAUACAUUGACCAAAAAGAUAAUGAAAUGACCAUUCCAAUUUGUUCCAGAUCUGGGGAUGUUAUUGAACCAUUAUUGAAACCACAAUGGUGGGUCAAACAAAGUGAUAUGGCUGGUGAAGCUAUCAAGGCGGUCAAAGAUGGUAGAAUUACCGUUAGCCCAAAGACCUCUGAAGCUGAAUACUUCCAUUGGUUAGGAAACAUUCAAGAUUGGUGUAUUUCCCGUCAAUUGUGGUGGGGUCAUAGAUGCCCAGUUUACUAUGUGACCAUUGAAGGUCAAGAAGAUGAUAAGUUAAACAACGAAUACUGGAUUUCUGGAAGAACUUAUGAAGAGGCUUUGGAAAAAGCCACUAAGAAAUUCCCAAACACCAAAUUAACUUUAGAACAAGAUGAAGAUGUCUUAGAUACCUGGUUUUCAUCUGGUUUGUGGCCAUUCUCUACCUUAGGCUGGCCUCACAAGACCGCCGAUAUGGCUAAAUUCUUCCCAAUGUCUAUGUUGGAAACUGGUUGGGAUAUUUUAUUCUUCUGGGUAACUAGAAUGGUUUUACUUGGUCUCAAAUUGACAGGUGAAGUUCCAUUUAAAGAAGUUUUUUGUCACUCGUUGGUUCGUGAUGCCCAAGGUCGUAAGAUGUCCAAGUCUUUAGGUAAUGUCAUUGAUCCUCUCGAUGUUAUCAGUGGUAUCCCAUUGCAAAGCUUGCACGAUAAAUUAUUAGUUGGUAACUUAGACCCAAGAGAAUUAAAGAAAGCUCAAGAAGGUCAAAAGCUUUCUUACCCUAAUGGUAUUCCUGAGUGUGGAACUGAUGCAUUGAGAUUUGCCUUAUGUGCCUACACUACUGGUGGUAGAGAUAUCAACUUAGAUAUUUUGAGAGUUGAAGGUUACAGAAAGUUCUGUAACAAGAUCUACCAAGCAACUAAAUUCGUCUUGGGUAGAUUGGGCAGUGAUUUCCAACCAACUCCAAAUAUUGAGAUUUCCAAGGAUGCUUCUCUUGUAGAAAGAUGGAUUUUACAUAAAUUGAACGAAACCGCAAAGACUGUUAACAAAACUUUAGAAGCUAGAGAAUUCUCCGAAGCAACUAAUGCUAUCUACAACUUCUGGUACGAUUUGUGUGAUGUUUACAUUGAAAACUCCAAGUCUAUUAUCCAAGACGGUACCACUGAACAAAAGUUCUCUGCGCAGCAAACAUUGUACACUUGUAUCGACGGUGCUUUGAGAUUAAUACAUCCAUUCAUGCCAUUUAUUACCGAGGAAAUGUGGCAAAGGUUGCCUAGAAGAGCUUCUGAAAGCUUGAAAUCAAUUGUUAAGGCCCCAUUCCCAGAAUACAUUUCUGAAUUAGAUGAUACUAAGUCCUUAGAGGCCUAUGAAUUGGUUUUGGACAUCACAAAGGGUGCUAGAUCUUUAUUAUCCCAAUACAACAUUAUAAAGAAUGGUCAGGUCUAUGUUGAAUCUUCAAAUAAGGAUAUUAUUAAAAUUACUGAAGACCAACAAGAUUCCAUUGUUUCUUUGAUCAAGGGUGUUGAAAAGAUUGAAAUUGUUUCCAAUGUGAAGGAUGUUCCGUCUGGAUGUGCUUUGCAAUCAAUCAACACUGAAACCACUGUCCAUGUUUUAGUAAAGGGUCAAAUAGAUUUAGAUGCAGAAAUUGCUAAGGUUGAAAAGAAGUUGGGUGCCUCCAAGGAAUUUCAAAGUAAAUUAGAAGAAUCCAUUUCAAAGUUUACUGAAAAGACUAAGGAAUCUGCCAAAGAAGCUGCCUACAAAAGACAAGAAAAUUACAAGGCCGAAAUCGAAGGUUACGAACAAACCAUUUCGAUUCUUGAAAACUUGAAAUUGUAG